AUGCAGCUCCUGGCAUCCCUCAGCCUCUGCCUCUGCGCAGGGUUCGGCACCGCUGUCAUUCCAGCGGAGGAAGAGAAUCCAUCCUUCUGGUACAGGCAGGCAGCUGAAGCCAUCAAAGCCUCCUUCAAUAUCCAGCCCAGGAUACACGAAGCAAAAAACCUCAUCAUUUUCCUUGGGGAUGGAUUCGGGAUCCCCACCAUCACAGCCACCCGCAUCCUUAAGGGGCAGCAGCAGGGGAAGCUCGGCCCUGAGACCCCUCUUGCUCUGGAUGCUUUCCCCUACAUGGCUCUGUCUAAGACCUACAAUGUAGACAGGCAUGUCCCUGACAGUGCAGGGACAGCCACAGCCUAUCUCUGCGGGGUGAAGGGCAACUACAAGACCAUAGGGGUGAGCGCGGCCGCCCGGUACGGGGAGUGCAGCACCACGUUUGGCAACGAGGUGAUCUCAGUGAUGGAGCGAGCCCGCAGAGCUGGGAAGGCAGUGGGCAUCGUGACCACGACGCGGGUGCAGCACGCAUCACCCUCGGGAACCUACGCUCACGUGGUGAACCGGGAGUGGUACGCGGAUGCCAGCAUGCCCCAGGAGGCGCGGCAGCAGGGCUGCAAAGACAUCGCCUGGCAGCUGGUCCACAACGUCGACAUCAACGUGAUCCUGGGUGGUGGUCGGAAAUACAUGACCCCCGUGGGGACGCCGGACCCUGAGUACCCCGCCGACAGCAACCAGAAUGGGAUACGCGAGGAUGGCAACAACCUCAUCAACAUGUGGCUGGAGGCACGGCCGGGUGCCCGCUAUGUCUGGAACAAGACGGAGAUGAUGGCAGCUGCUGCCGACCCCAAAGUGAAUUAUUUGAUGGGUCUCUUUGAACCCGUGGACACAAAGUACAACCUGGUGCGUAACACCACCCUGGACCCCUCACUCAGCGAGAUGACAGAGGCAGCCAUCACCGUCCUGAGCAGGAACCCCAAAGGCUUCUACCUCUUUGUGGAAGGUGGCAGAAUCGACCGCGGCCACCAUGAGGGUGCAGCCCAUAAGGCGCUGACGGAGGCAGUGGAGUUUGACUGCGCCAUCGAGCGGGCGGGCACCAUGACAGACGAGUCUGACACCCUCACCGUCAUCACUGCGGACCACUCACACGUCUUCACCUUCGGGGGUUACACCCUGCGCGGCUCCUCCAUCUUCGGUCUGGCGCCUACGAAAGCCAGUGACGGGAAGAACUACACAUCAAUCCUCUACGGGAAUGGGCCAGGAUACCCCGGCCCUGACCGGCCCAAUGUGGACCCAGAAACAGCCAUGCACUUCGAUUACCAGCCACAGGCAGCUGUUCCACUGCCUUCAGAGACCCAUGGUGGUGAGGAUGUGGCCAUCCUGGCCAAGGGCCCCAUGGCCCACCUCUUCCACGGAGUGCAGGAGCAGACCUAUGUAGCCCAUGCCAUGGCCUACGCCGCCUGCAUCGAGCCCUACACUGACUGCCGCCAGCGGAACUCUGGCCCCGGCAUCCACGGCACCCCCCUGGCCCUGCUCCUGCCUGCCCUCCUUCUGCCCCUCUUCCGUUGAUCCUGUGUCCCUAGGGCCCCCCACGGGACACACUCAU
Molecule: messenger RNA, 1591 nt
Organism: Agelaius phoeniceus (red-winged blackbird)
Lineage: Eukaryota; Metazoa; Chordata; Aves; Passeriformes; Icteridae
Product: intestinal-type alkaline phosphatase-like
Biological process (GO): dephosphorylation
Cellular component (GO): plasma membrane
Molecular function (GO): alkaline phosphatase activity
Source: RefSeq, a predicted model, not a curated record